CGCCGCCGCCGCCGCCCGCGCGGCCCUGAGGAGCCCAGGCGGCUGCGGAGCGGCGACGCGGCAUCAUGGGCCGGCUGCUGAGGGCCCCGGGGCAGACGCCACUGCUGCCGCUGCCGCUGCCGCUGUUGCUGCUGCUGGCCGGAGGAGCAUCCCUGGUCACGUGUGCGGCCGGGUCCGAGGAGCCUGGCCCGGAGGGCCUCACCUCCACCUCCCUGCUGGACCUCCUGCUGCCCACUGGCCUGGAGCCGCUGGACUCGGAGGAGCCCAGCGAGGCCAUGGGACUGGGGGCUGGCCUGGGAGCCCCUGGCUCUGGCUUCGCCAGCGAAGAGAGCGAAGAGUCCCGCAUCCUGCAGCCACCGCAGUACUUCUGGGAAGAGGAGGAGGUGCUGAACGACUCUAGUCUGGACCUGGGACCCACUGCAGGUUCAUCUCACUGGAUCCAGACCACAGCCCUGUGUGCUGCGUACUCUUCGUUUUUUACAGAUUACGGUUUUCCCGACCUGACUGAGAAGUCUGGGCCCAUAGAGGAUACCGGCCAGAGUCGGGAGGGGGCGAGCCUCCCGUCUCCCCUGCCCAAGAUGAGCCUGGUGGAGCCUCCCUGGCAUGUGGUCCCCGGAGAGGAGGAGGAGGAGGAGCAGCUGCUGCCUGUGACCAGGUCCCAAGAAGAACCCCAAAGUCAGGUCCACGGCUUUCCUCCCACCAGCAGCAGCCAGACCCCAGGGGCCCCCGAACACCGGCACGAAGAGUCUGGGGACCAGGCCUCCUCGGGUGUGGAGGUGGGGAGCAGCGUGGAGCCGAGCCUUUCCCCGCCCACAGUCACCCCAAGUCCAGUGGCCCUGGGGGGUCAGGAUGUGGCCGACUGGGGGGCAGGGGGCACGGGGCUGCCAGCCGCAGGGCACGGGCUAGAGUUGGAGGCCCCUCGGGAGCCCAGUGAGGAGGCCACUGCGGGAACAGCUGGCUUGGCCGGCCAGCCGGGGGAGGGACCGUCCCCGGCCUCGUUCCCUCAGACAGAAGCUCCCAGCGGGGCUGAGGCCUCAGACGAAGACCCCACGCACCCUGGAGCCUCAGCCUCUUUCUCACUGGCCCCUGGAGACACGGAGCUGACACCUUCCUCUGCUGCCGUGGGACGCGAAACCCUCAGCCAGCUGCCCCAGGAAGGGCAGACCGCCGACGCUCCGUCUAGAACACCCUGGGACUCCACGCAGGUGAUCUGCAAAGACUGGAGCAACCUAGCCGGAAAGAACUACAUCAUCCUGACCAUGGCGGAGAACGUGGACUGUGAGGUGUUCCGGCGGCACCGGGGGCUGCAGCUCCUGGCCCUGGUGGAGGGGGUGCUGCCCCGCCACGGCAGCGGCCGCCACGGGGACUGGCACAUCUCCCUGAGCAAGCCCAGCGAGAAGGAGCAGCGCCUGCUGAUGGCCUUGGUGGGCGAGCAGGGGGUGGUGCCCACUCAAGACGUCCUCUCCAUGCUGGGCGACGUCCGCAGGAGCCUGCUGGAGAUUGGCAUCCAGAACUACUCCACCACCAGCAGCUGCCAGGCCCGGGCCAGCCAGGUGCGCAGCGACUACGGGACGCUCUUUGUGGUGCUGGUGGUCAUCGGCGCCAUCUGCGUCAUCAUCAUCGUGCUCGGCCUGCUCUAUAACUGCUGGCAGCGCCGGCUGCCCAAGCUGAAACACGUGUCGCACGGCGAGGAGCUGCGCUUCGUGGAGAACGGCUGCCACGACAACCCCACGCUGGACGUGGCCAGCGACAGCCAGUCGGAGAUGCAGGAGAAGCAGCCCAGCCUGAACGGCGGCGGCGCCGUCAACGGCCCGGGGGGCUGGAGCGCGCUCAUGGGGGGCAAGCGCGACCCCGAGGACUCGGACGUAUUCGAGGAGGACACGCACCUGUGAGGGGCUGUGCCCCGCCCGGCCCUCGGCGCGGGGUCCCUGCUUUCCCCCGACUCACGGCGCAACUCGGCCCCGUCCCCGUCCCCACCCGAGGCCCCGAGGGGCUGCCCCGGGACCCCAUUAAAGCCGCCCGGAGAGCACGCCGGGCCUCGCG
Molecule: messenger RNA, 2043 nt
Organism: Balaenoptera acutorostrata (minke whale)
Lineage: Eukaryota; Metazoa; Chordata; Mammalia; Artiodactyla; Balaenopteridae
Gene: PODXL2
Product: podocalyxin like 2
Exons: 9
Coding region: 66-1892 (608 amino acids)
Source: RefSeq, a predicted model, not a curated record